Messenger RNA from Perognathus longimembris pacificus (Pacific pocket mouse), 1976 nucleotides. It is a transcript of the gene Mettl3, whose product is annotated as methyltransferase 3, N6-adenosine-methyltransferase complex catalytic subunit. Bases 115 to 1857 code for a protein of 580 amino acids. Gene Ontology annotation, molecular function: mRNA m(6)A methyltransferase activity; mRNA (2'-O-methyladenosine-N6-)-methyltransferase activity. The transcript has 11 exons. Gene Ontology annotation, cellular component: nucleus; RNA N6-methyladenosine methyltransferase complex. The record is from RefSeq and is a predicted model, not a curated record. Lineage: Eukaryota; Metazoa; Chordata; Mammalia; Rodentia; Heteromyidae.
GAAUUUCUUUCCGGUUGGCCUGGCGCUGUCGGCGUGAGAACGGGGUGUUGCUUUCCGCGAGGGCCGAGCGGUCCUAGUCUUUCGUGCCUAGUCCGCGGAGCUCUGCAGGCUAGCAUGUCGGACACGUGGAGUUCUAUCCAGGCCCACAAAAAACAGCUGGAUUCGCUUCGGGAGCGGCUGCAGAGGAGGCGGAAGCAGGAUUCCGGGCACCUGGAUUUGCGGAAUCCAGAGGCAGCACUGGCCCCAGCCUUCCGUAGUGAUAGCCCAGUGCCUACUGCACCCAUCACUGGUGGCCUGAAACCCAGCACAGCUUCAUCAGCUCCUGAAUUAGCCACAGAUCCUGAGUUAGAGACAAAGUUGCUACACCACCUCUCAGAUCUGACCUUAACUUUACCCACUGAUGCUGUGUCCAUCUGUCAUGCCAUCUCCACGCCAGAUGCCCCUGUCACUCAAGAUGGGGUGGAAAGCCUCCUACAAAAGUUUGCAGCCCAAGAGUUGAUUGAGGUAAAGCGAGGUCUCCUUCAAGAUGACGCACAUCCCACCCUUGUGACCUAUGCUGACCAUUCCAAGCUUUCUGCCAUGAUGGGUGCUGUGGCAGAAAAGAAAGGCCCUGGAGAGGUAUCAGGGACUAUCACGGGGCAGAAGCGGCGUGCAGAACAGGACUCAACUACAGUACCUACCUUUGCCAGCUCUUUAACCUCUGGUCUGGCCUCUUCAGCCUCAGAGCCAGCUAAGGACCCAGUCAAGAAAUCAAGGAAACAUGCUGCCUCUGAUGUUGAUCUGGAGAUAGAAAGCCUUUUGAACCAACAAUCUACUAAGGAACAACAGAGCAAGAAGGUCAGUCAGGAGAUCCUAGAACUAUUAAAUACCACAACAGCCAAGGAACAGUCCAUUGUUGAAAAGUUUCGCUCACGAGGUCGGGCCCAAGUGCAAGAAUUUUGUGACUAUGGGACCAAGGAAGAGUGCAUGAAAGCCAGUGAUGCUGACCGGCCUUGUCGAAAGCUGCACUUCAGACGAAUUAUCAAUAAACACACUGACGAGUCUUUAGGUGACUGUUCAUUCCUUAACACAUGUUUUCACAUGGACACAUGCAAAUAUGUUCACUAUGAAAUUGAUGCCUGCAUGGAUUCUGAGGGUCCUGGCAGCAAGGACCAUACACCAAGCCAGGAGCUAGCACUUACACAGAGUGUUGGGGGUGACUCCAGUGCAGAUCGACUCUUUCCACCUCAGUGGAUCUGUUGCGAUAUCCGUUACCUGGACGUCAGUAUCUUGGGCAAGUUUGCAGUUGUGAUGGCUGACCCGCCCUGGGAUAUUCACAUGGAGCUGCCCUAUGGGACUCUGACAGAUGAUGAGAUGCGCAGGCUCAACAUCCCUGUACUGCAGGAUGAUGGCUUUCUUUUCCUCUGGGUCACAGGCAGGGCCAUGGAAUUGGGCAGAGAGUGUCUGAACCUCUGGGGUUAUGAACGAGUAGAUGAAAUUAUCUGGGUGAAGACCAAUCAACUGCAACGCAUCAUUCGGACAGGACGCACAGGUCACUGGUUGAACCAUGGGAAGGAACACUGCUUGGUUGGUGUCAAAGGAAAUCCACAGGGCUUCAACCAGGGUCUGGAUUGUGAUGUGAUUGUAGCUGAGGUUCGUUCCACCAGUCACAAACCAGAUGAAAUCUAUGGCAUGAUUGAGAGGCUAUCCCCUGGUACUCGAAAGAUUGAGCUUUUUGGACGACCACACAAUGUGCAACCCAACUGGAUCACCCUUGGAAAUCAGCUGGAUGGCAUCCACCUCCUAGACCCGGAUGUGGUUGCACGGUUCAAGCAAAGGUAUCCAGAUGGUAUCAUCUCAAAACCUAAGAAUCUGUAAGCAAUACCUCAUUAAAAAGCUAAGCAUCCAGAGCCAUGGCUCCACAGCAAUACCAGAAGCAUAUUUGUAAAGUAGCUUCACCCUUAUUUAAAUAAAGGUUUGUAUUGGAACUCUGAAGU